AUGCAGCUCAGUCGCCUACUUCUCGUCGGCCUUUCGGCCCUAAGCGUCGCCGAGGCCUCCUACAUCCGUAUCGGCGUCAAUGUCCCUCACCACAAGAACCUCGGUGCCCUAGCGCAGAGGGCAGACGACGAGAGCUCCUCAGCCGACGUCGACAUUGAAACCUCGGUCAAGCUACCGAUUCCAGAGACAACGUCAACAAAGGCUCCUGUGACGACAUCAAGCGUUGACCCUCCAGCCGAGCCCAGUACCACGUCCAAGCCUGCCUCGCCGCCGGUUGUCGUUACCACAUCAUCAUCAUCACCUGCCCCGGUAACGACAACUUCAAAACCCACCAACAACAACCAGCCUCCAGUAACGACGGCGAACCCUAACGGCGACGUUGUAUCUUCUACCAAGGGACCAUCACCAACACCUUCAUCUUCGGCUGGCGGAAGUGGUGGUUCAUCCAACAACGAUGACGAUGAAGAACCCAAGUCCAGCUCGUCUGUCAAGCCCAUCAUCAAGACCGUCACCCAAAUCAUUACCACCAUCGACGAGCAGGGUGUCGCGACGACCGUGACGACCGAAGCCCUCACCACCUCGACCCCACCUCCCGGCUUUGCUUCCGAGAACGACGGCGACAAGGACGGCGACAAGUCCGGCGGCGGCAUGUCGGUCAAGACCCGCAAUACCGUUAUUGGCGUCGUCGUCGGUGUCGGCGGUGCUAUCGUCCUGGCCGGCUUGGGUAUCGUCGCCUGGAGGAUCUGGGGCCGCAAGAGACAGUCCGAUGAGGCCGACAAUCUGAUGGAGUACAACGAUGCUGGCAAGCCGGAGGUUGGAGGAUCGAUGGCCGGGCGUACGCCCUUCCAGAGCACGCUGGAGAGCUACCAUGCGCCGACGCAUGUGAACCAGGCGUCAAACUUCUAA
This is a messenger RNA of Sordaria macrospora k-hell, 906 nucleotides long. RefSeq lists its product as uncharacterized. The record is from RefSeq and is a predicted model, not a curated record. Lineage: Eukaryota; Fungi; Ascomycota; Sordariomycetes; Sordariales; Sordariaceae.